AUGCUUGAGCAGAAUGGAGGUAUUGGGACCGAUUUUGCUAUACUCAGCAAAGGCUCCUAUAAUAUCUCUUUACAAUUGAAGGAUGAAAAUGAAGCCUCUGUUAUCCGGUUGUCGCAACCCGGCGCAGUCUUCUUCCCUGAGGAAAAGGUUGUGAAUGAGGUUGCCAUAAUGCGAUUUCUUAUAGACAAGACGUCAAUACCUAUUCCCUUUAUCUACCAGUCGGGAACCAAGAAGGAGAGCCCCCUUGAACUGAGCCCAUUCAUUAUAAUGGACUACAUCGAACAUGAAACCAAAAUGUACGAAGCUCUCAAUACUCCAGGAUGUCCGAUAGACGAGCGCGGGAUCCUAAAUCCGGCUAUCGACCAAGAGAGGCUUGAAACGCUAUAUAGACAGCUAGCAGGUAUCUUGCUCCAGCUUUCUGUCCCCUCUUUGCCCCGGAUAGGAUCUUUACGCCAAAUCGACGACUUCACCUGGGAAGUAGCCCGCCGGCCCUUGUCUAUGAAUAUGAAUGAACUUGUCCGGCUAGGAACCCUACCACAGUCGAAACUUCCUGGUCUACAUACUACAUUCACUACUUCCUCGUCUUACUUUGAAGCUCUCGCGGACCUGAACAUUGAGCAUCUUGUCCACCAACGAAAUGAUUCUGUGGAAUCUGCAGACGACUGUCGGCGAAAAUUCGUGGCAAGGGGGCUAUUCCGUAAGCUUGCCAGGGACAAGCGACUCACCGAUCCCUUACUCGAGGAAGGACCCUUCAAGAUAUGGUGUGAUGAUUUACGUCCGGCCGAUGUGCUCCUUCAUAGCGAUUUGAAAAUUGCCGGCGUGGUGGACUGGGAAUUCACAUACGCAGCCCCCGCUGAAUUUUCUUAUGCGCCACCCUGGUGGUUGCUUAUCGAGAAGCCCGAGUACUGGCCCAAAGGCCUGGAGAUCUGGACGAGAACAUUUGAUCAUCGCCUCAAGACAUUUAUCAAGGUCCUGAAAGAUUGUGAAGAGAGCAUGAUCCAACAGGGUCGGUUGGACGAUCACCAACGGCUCUCUGGCCUAUUGCAUAGUUUUGCCUUUGAUACAAUCUACUGGGAGAAGAUCGAUCCACGCUUUUUCAGGCCUACUCAAAGCCCCAAGGAAGCAUGGAAAGAGAGACUCGAGCUGCUGGAUGAUCAGGAAAGGGAUGAGAUGGAACAAUUGGUGGCUCGAAAGCUGGAAGAGAUGAAAACGAGGCCUCUUGCAUGGGAUCCGGAUGAAUGGACAUUGGCUUUUCACCAAAAAUUGAAAGAACGGAAAGAGAGUGCAGUUGGAGAGAAGACGCAAAUGACUGAACCAGAUGAAAUCCAUAAGGUCGAUAAUGGACCGGAAUAA
This is a messenger RNA of Penicillium oxalicum, 1353 nucleotides long. RefSeq lists its product as uncharacterized. The transcript is spliced from 2 exons. Lineage: Eukaryota; Fungi; Ascomycota; Eurotiomycetes; Eurotiales; Aspergillaceae. Bases 1 to 1353 code for a protein of 450 amino acids. The record is from RefSeq and is a predicted model, not a curated record.